Molecule: messenger RNA, 1362 nt
Organism: Frankliniella occidentalis (western flower thrips)
Lineage: Eukaryota; Metazoa; Arthropoda; Insecta; Thysanoptera; Thripidae
Gene: jdp
Product: J domain-containing protein
Exons: 4
Coding region: 128-649 (173 amino acids)
Cellular component (GO): cytoplasm
Source: RefSeq, a predicted model, not a curated record
ACCGAAAGGGAAUUUGUCGGAGACACACGUCACACGUCUUCCCUUCCCUUCCCGCUCCAGCUAUCCAGUAAAACUUUAUCGACGUUUGGGCCAGCUGUUGCGUAGGGAAUACUUCAAAAAACUCGUGAUGGCUAAUGUUGACAGUAUCUUAAACUUUGAUCCUAAAACUGAAGACGACUUCUAUGCCAUCCUUGGCUGCGAUGAGAACUCAACUCCCGAGCAAAUAAAUGCUGAGUACAAGGUACGCGCACUCCUGCUGCACCCGGAUAAAAAUGCUGGAGACAAAGAAGCAGAAGCAAAAUUUCAAAAGCUGCAGAUGGCUAAGGAGACGCUUCUUGACCAUGAAAAGAGAAGUAAUUAUGACAAGUGGCGUCACUGCGGAAUGUCUGUGAGCUACCAGCAGUGGCUUGGAGUCAAAGAACAUGUUCAUCAGUCGAUGCACUGGUCUACUUUGAAAACAAAGGACCGAAUGCUGCCAGGAAAUUCUUCUGAGGCGAGUGGUGCAAAACCUGCUGAUUUGCCUCCAGCUGCAUUGCGUCGUGCCUCUGAGGGAGGUGCAAAUAUUCAGUGGGGUCCAAAAGGUACUCUCCCAUGGAACUCGAAACCUCCAAGUGAUGUUGUGAGCAAGUUCCGUAACUAUGAAAUUUAAUCUGCAGCUUCAUAUCAUACUUUCCAUUGACUUGCAAUACCCUACUCUUUUUUUUUUUUUAAAUUGAUGUUUCUUGCUUAUGUAUUGAUUGUUAUUGAUUUUUAACAAUUUCUCAUAAUGGACUUAAAUUGAUCCUCCAAGUUGUGGCAGGAACAUCGUAAAAUGAAUGAAAGAUAUCCAAAAAGAUGUACAGCAUUUGGAAGUGUUGAGUGACAAUUCCAGACUUGUGCAAUGAAUUUAGUUGUAAAUUUUAAUGAUAAGAGCUUUCGCUUUGUUGAAAGUGACUAGUACCUGCUAUUUUAGAGUAUUGUGUGAUUUUUAUUUAAGUUUUCCUCUUCCUACUAGCACUGUUUUCAUUCCCAUGUCCUGUGAUACACUCUGACCCCUAUCCCCACUAAUCAUAUUUUAAUUAUAAUAUACAACUCUAUUUUCUGUGAUAAGGAGUAUUUUUUCUUCAUUAAUUUGCUCAUUUAUAUUUUUACCUCAAUCUUUCUCAGCUCAGUCAAGGUUUGAUAAUGCACUUCCCCUCUCGAGUACCUGGUAGUCAUUCUUGAGUCUGUGUGUUUUAGAUGCCAAAUUGAGAAAAUGUGAUCAAGCAUAUCGAUGGACUAAUAAAACAUUGUAGUGUGAAACAGUCAAACUUGAAAUGUAUGAACAUUGCUUUCAGAUGUUUGGCUGACAACAGAGGAAAUGUCAAUAAAUAGAGAGCAACA